AUGCCACAGAGCACUGUACAGACCAAGUCUCUGUGGAACGGUGAAGACACAGAUGACAGGGACUUGGCAAAGGGAGAGGCGCUGCAGCUGAGACGGGCCGCCCGGCCGCCGCCCGCCCAACGCGCCGCACCACAACAGUUCGCUCCCCCGCCCUCUUCGGGACAGCGGAAGUCCCGCCUCCGCGCGCUCAUUGGCCUGAUUUGUUCUCUAGGCGGGGCCUCCGCCGCCGCUGGCUCGCCUCAUUGGGUGCCACCGCCGCCAGUCUCCGGUGCCAGGCUACUUCCUGGACUCUGCUGGGAUGGGCUCAAAGUAGAGAAAGUGGAAGAGGGAAGAGUUGCCGGGGCGAAGGAGGGGUGCGCGGCCUCAGACUCCCCGGCUCCAGGGAGGGACGGUGGCCCGGGACCUGGCUGGACGCAGGGACAGACUCUGGCAGCUGAGGAGCACGGUUGCGGGCGGACAGCAGCACAGAUGUGGGCGGGGGCGCGGAGGGACAGACCUGGGGGAGGGGCAUGUGACGGGGGCCUCGGGGGACCGAGGCACUGUCACCAGAGGGGCCUGCGGGGUGCGACGCCAGGGCCAGGGCCGGAGCCCGCAGGCCGACGGAGGGGAGUUGGUGGAGCAGCAGAGAAAGCCAUUCCUGGCGGGAAGGACAGAGGGACAGUGGCGUACCGACGCGAGAGAGGCUAUAGCCGGGAAGACCCUGAUGAGGUGUGCGAAGUUGAAACCACCUACACGGCUGGUAGAAAGGCAGAAUGGGGCACCAGGGCUGAUUGACCUCUUAACUACUGCGACGAGUGCUGCAGCAAACACAGGUGGACCUGUAUCUCUCCUGUAUGCAGACUUCAUUUCCUUCAGAUGUAUGCUCAGGAACGGCACAGCUGGGUCACAUGGCAAUUCUGCUUUUAGUUGUUUGAGGGACCCGCAUACUAUUUUCCAUAAUGACUGUGAUAAUUU
This is a messenger RNA of Chinchilla lanigera (long-tailed chinchilla), 954 nucleotides long. Its product is annotated as translation initiation factor IF-2-like. The transcript is spliced from 4 exons. The coding region runs from base 1 to 774 and encodes 257 amino acids. Lineage: Eukaryota; Metazoa; Chordata; Mammalia; Rodentia; Chinchillidae. The record is from RefSeq and is a predicted model, not a curated record.